GGCGCCAAACUUAUUCAAAUUAUAAAUAACUGACUGGAGGAAAGGUUAAACACUUCAUUCCGUGUAAAAGGCAUCGUCACAAAGUUGUGAUUGGAUUGGCCAUUGUUGGAUAUGGCGUCCAUGUUUGACUUUACGGAGCACCCACACAGACGACAUAACCCUUUGACGAAUAGGAGUGUACUGGUUUCUCCUCACCGCGCACAGCGUCCUUGGCAAGGCCAAGUUGAACCCGCCUCAGAAGAAAAGAAACCUACUUAUGAUCCUAACUGCUAUCUGUGCCCAGGAAACAGCCGUGCUGGUGGAAAGCAAAACCCAAAGUAUGAAGAAACUUUUGUGUUUACAAACGACUUUGCUGCACUUCUUCCAGAUACACCCUCGUUUCAACAACAAGAUGAAAGUGAUCUAGCACUAUUAAAAGUAGAAGGUGUGAGAGGAACUUGCAGAGUUAUUUGCUUUUCACCUCGCCACGACUGGACUGUUGCAGAAAUGUCGGUGGACUCCCUGGUUGGCGUGGUUCGUACAUGGACGGAGCAGCACCGUCUGCUUGCAGAGGCAGACUACAUCAACCACAUUCAGAUCUUCGAAAACAAGGGUCAAGCUAUGGGUUGUAGCAAUCCACAUCCCCAUUGUCAAAUAUGGGCCACUGAGUUUGUCCCUACUGAGCCUGCAAUAGAGUUUGAAAAUAUGAGAGCGUACAAGCAGAAGAAACAUAGUAAUCUGCUGGUUGACUACUUGGCUUUGGAGUUGAAAGCUCAAGAACGAAUUGUUUGUGAAAAUAGUCACUUUGUCGCACUGGUUCCGUUCUGGGCAGAGUGGCCUUUUGAAACUUUGGUACUACCUCGCAGGUGUUGUCGAAGUCUUCAAGAUUUGGACUCUAAUCAGCAACAAGCUUUAGCAGAUAUAUAUCGUAGAGUUACUUGCCGAUAUGAUAAUUUAUUCUCCUGCAGCUUUCCAUAUUCUAUGGGUUUGCGGCAACCUCCAACAGAUGGAAAGGAUAGCUAUGAAUAUUGUCAAUUGAAUAUGAGAUUUUAUCCUCCUUUGCUUCGCUCUGCAACAGUUCGAAAGUUUAUGGUUGGCUUUGAAAUGUUGGGAGAACCCCAAAGAGAUAUUACUCCUGAGCAAGCAGCAGGAAGACUAAGACAGUGUUCAGAAAUUCAUUAUAAACACCAAAAAUAAAGAUGUUCAAUUCUCUUUUAUUAGCUAG
Messenger RNA from Galdieria sulphuraria, 1204 nucleotides. Its product is annotated as galactose-1-phosphate uridylyltransferase. Gene Ontology annotation, cellular component: cytoplasm. Gene Ontology annotation, biological process: beta-D-galactose catabolic process via UDP-galactose, Leloir pathway. The coding region runs from base 112 to 1176 and encodes 354 amino acids. The transcript is spliced from 3 exons. Gene Ontology annotation, molecular function: UDP-glucose:hexose-1-phosphate uridylyltransferase activity; zinc ion binding. NCBI's taxonomy places the organism in Eukaryota, Rhodophyta, Bangiophyceae, Galdieriales, Galdieriaceae. The record is from RefSeq and is a predicted model, not a curated record.